Hypanus sabinus (Atlantic stingray) is the source of this 11748-nucleotide messenger RNA. RefSeq names its product jumonji domain containing 1Cb (gene jmjd1cb). Gene Ontology annotation, cellular component: histone deacetylase complex; chromatin. Bases 375 to 7625 code for a protein of 2416 amino acids. The record is from RefSeq and is a predicted model, not a curated record. Gene Ontology annotation, molecular function: histone H3K9 demethylase activity; transcription coregulator activity; chromatin DNA binding. Lineage: Eukaryota; Metazoa; Chordata; Chondrichthyes; Myliobatiformes; Dasyatidae. Gene Ontology annotation, biological process: regulation of transcription by RNA polymerase II. The transcript has 26 exons.
UUUGCUGUCUGGUUUUGUGGUGGGGGAGCGCGUGGUCGCCCGGGCUGGCGGACGGAUCUCCUUCCCCUCUCCGUCUCCCUCUGGCUUGCCCGCAGCGGAGGGAUACGCGGCCGGUUUGAGCUGGAUGUCGGUGGCGGUGUCGGGCAGCGGCGGGACGGGCGAGACGGGCCCCGGAGUGGCGCCUCCUUUACGCCAGGGAACGGUGUCUGACUGACUUGAUUUCCCCCCGCUCCCCACCACCACGCACCCUCCCCCAUCGCGUUUCUUUGUCUCUCUCCGACCUCAGCCAGAGCGUUUCUGUGAAGAAGGAUGUCAGUCGGGUGAAGUGUGAUUUUCUUGGCGUUUCGAGUCGGGGGGUGGGGAGGGAGGAGGCGAUGGCGGCGGGUCCGCGGAUGGAACUGGUCGGCAAGCGGUUUGUGUGCGUGGGUGACAACGGCAGUGAGUUGGACGUGUCGAGAAUCCAUGAAUGGGAAUGGCGAGCCGGGGUGAUCAGGGCCGUCUCUUACAAAGAGACCUCCAACAGUGAACUGUCGGCUUAUGUGGAAUUUGAUGAUCUAGAAUGGGAAAAACGUGAAUGGGUUAAAGUCUACGAGGACUUCCAGAUUUUCUUGGUAGAGCACCAGCUGGUCUGGGCUAAAAGAAACAACCCCAGCCAGUCUCAGGGAUCAAAAAAUAAGCAGAUUGAGUGGCCUGCUUUGACGUUCAAGUCCGUAGUGGGAAAGCCUGUGCUUCAUUUAUUAAUUGCAAUCGAAUUCUUCGUGGAUAAACAACUGAAUUUUAUACCUGGGGAUAGUGCUUUCCAAGUCUACCAGGAUGAUAUAGACAGUCUGAGCCCUGUUCUCAGAGACAACCCCCCGCUUCAUGAAGAAGUGAAAGCCUGGGUUAAAGAACAAAAAGUUCAGGAAAUUUUUAUGCAAGGUCCCUAUUCAUUGAAUGGCUAUAGAGUGCGAGUAUACAGACAAGAUUCUGCCACCCAGUGGUUCACUGGUAUCAUUACUUACCACGAUCUUUUAAGUCGCACUAUGAUCGUGAUGAAUGAUCAGGUGCUAGAACCUCAGAAUGUCGAUCCUUCUAUGGUACAAAUGACUUUUUUGGAUGAUGUUGUUCAUUCUCUGCUGAAAGGUGAAAACAUAGGCAUCACAUCAAGACGAAGGUCUCGCUCUAAUCAAAACAGUUCAGUUCAUGGUCAUUAUACACGUGCUCAAGCCAAUAGUCCACGAUUAGUGAUGAGCUCCCAGAAUAAUUCUGGGAAGCAGAAUCAACAACAACGAAUCAUCCGCUCAAAUAAAAGGAAAGAAUCUGAUUUCAGUAUACUGGAAGAAGAUAAGACAGAAGAUAAACAUGAAAAUUCUGUAAAAGAAGAGUCUUCUAAGUGCAAAAGAAAGCAUUUGGUUAAUAAAAGGAGGAAGCCAUCAGAAGAUGAAAAUCAAGUCACUUCAGAAGGACUGAAAACAAAUAAUAACUCGGACACAGAGAGCAGUGAAUCUGAAAAUUCUGUUAACAAAGUUAUCUUAGAUUCUUCCUCUGAGCAGUGUUCAGAAAAUGAACUGACAAACAAGAUAAUCUUGGAUAACAAUAGAGAUGAAAAUAUCUUUCAGAACAAUACAGAAAUGGGGGAAAAGAUGAUAAUUGAUAACUCUUACUGUGAUAAGAUGCAAGAAGUUAAAAAGGACAUUGAAACUCGGAGGCCUGAACUAGUUAAUAUGAAUAUCCAUAAACCAGAAAUUGAUUGCCAACAGAGUAUAACAUCACAAGAAGUAGCUAGUGGUUGUGUUAGUGUAGAAGUAAAAACCGUCAACGAAUCUGUGGAACCAUCGCUAGAAAGGGUGUUACACUUACCUGUACAGAAACCUACACUUGGUUUCAGUAAUGGAACUUCAUCUGAAAAUGUGCUUCAUGAAGCUGGUGAUAUCUGUUCUCUCAGUCUUGUAUCUCAGAAAAUGGAAAUCAAUACUGUGAAUUCAACACAUUCUGUUUCAAAAGAGCAUGUAUCAAAUAUUCAAAAAUCUGAGGUAGAUUUAGAUCUGAACAACAGAAUGAACAGAAAAUUCAAAUCUCAAGUUAAUGAAUUCUCUGUUGUUACUGAACGCAACAAUAAUUUGGGAAAAAAAAACACAUUGAAUGCUUCAGGACCACAAUUCAACGUUUCUGUUCAUGCUACCAACAAAAUCAGUAAACCAAUUAAAGUGACCACUUCAUCUGAAAUGCUGAAGCUGGAAGUUUCUUAUCCUCGCAUCAUAGCUGAUUCUGUUUCCAGAUCAACAUCAAGGUGCAGAAAUGAGUCAUCAACUUUCCAGCCUUUUCCUGCAAGAACAUUUGUGGAAACUACAAGAAGCCCUUUAAUUAUUGAUAAAAAUGAGCAUUUUACUGUAUACAGGGAUCCUGCUUUGGUUGGGCCUGAGCCAGGAACAAAAUCUUUGUCGCUGUAUUUGCAACCGCAUCUUCAUCCCCUUCACACUUCAGCACAUUCAACUUGUUUGACCACAAAUUGUUCUAAUUUAUCUGUAAGAGUUUCAUCACAAGAUUGUGCAAGAUCUGCACAGACUUGUGCUUCUAAUGAUGCUCGGGCUGUCAGAACUGUGCUUUCCCACUCACUUCACUCUUCUCACCUCCUUCCUGGAGUACUACCAGGAGUUCCAUCUCCAUCUUUGGUGUGUGGACAUUUAGAUUCUGUGCAUGCAAGAAAUUUGAGCCCUUUAAGACUGACACAAUGCCAGCAACCGUUUUUGCAGCCACACUCAUCUCAGCUCGUUGGCCGGACUUGCCCAUCUGUUCCUUAUAAUCAGCUUGGAGUCUAUCCUGUUAUCUGGCAGUAUUCAAAUGGUACAACUCUGUCUUCGGCUCUAAGUAUGGCCUCGUCUAAGUGGAUUCACCCUGAAAACUCAGUGAGUGCUGAAGCUUUUCAGAGGAAUGCAUCCAGUCCUUGGCUACCUCAGCACACCGCUGAUGAUCUGGGGUUACUAAACCACAUUCCUGUUCGUCCUGCUAGUGCUGAACCUCAUCGACCCUUGAAACUGGCCUCGUGUUCUAGUCCACCUUUGUCUAAGCCAACUGAAAAUCAUCAAAAAGAAAAAAUUGACAAGAAAACUUUACUAGAAUGGAAUGAAUCGGUUACUUCUGCUCAAAUGAAACUUAAACUUAAUCAUGAUGGCCCUUCACAAGGAAUGGAAAACCAGCGGGCCCAAGGAUUUACGAACACAGUGCUUUGUCAGAGUAAGCCAAAAAGAUCAACGCAGGAACAAUGUGACAGUCACAAUAAAUACAAAGAGGAAAGUCGUAGGAUUCUACAGGAAAGUAUUGAAGUAGCUCGUCUUGCUUCCACAAUCAAAACAAAUAAAUCUGCUAAAGAUGAAAGUUCUAGAAUGAUACCUUUGCCUAAUGAAAGCCUAAAACCCCAGAACGUAAAACAGGAUAGUGAAACUAAGUAUUAUGCAAUUCAACUUCAUACAGCAAAGAACUCAGUACCUCAUUCUGUCCCCCAAAGCAACUACUUUACUACUUUGUCAAACAGUAUUAUAAAUGAGCCACCUCAGUUAUAUCUUCCUAAAGAUGCAUAUAGUGAGAAAACAAAUUCUUCAUCUGCUCUCCCUUCCUAUAAUAAGGCUCUUUCCAAACCUCCUCCACUUAUUAAGAAUCAACCUAAGGGCGAGGGAACAGUUGCCAAAUCUACAGGGCAGUUUUCCCAUCAAGUAACUUCUCAAAGUCAUGACUCAAAUGCUUCUGAUCACAGGGGAAUUACAGAGAAGUUGCCAGUUUCAUCAUCAGUUGUUAGGAGAGGUAUGCCAUCUCUCCAUAGAGCUCCUGUUCACCAACAUACAUCUCAUCAAGUUGCAGACCGAAAAGAAGGUAGUAGUCGCAGUCUCUCCCCACCAACCUUAACUCCAGUGCUGCCUGUCAAUGCUGCUAAGCUUUCUGAAUCGCAGAAACCUCCUACUUUGCUGCCGGAGCCAAGGCCUGAAGUAAAAUCUUCUAUGAAUAAUCAUACAGUCAAGUCUGCUAACAGUUGGAGCACUAAUGCAGGGUUUCUUUGUAAACCUGUUUGCCAUUUGGACAAUAAAAAAAGUGAAAUAUUGCAAAUGUCCCCAACAUCUGUUAUUGUAAGACCACCUUCCAUAGUUAAGCAAGAAAGUAAAGCAGAAGUUCAGUGUAUUGCAAAGGAUUCAGAAAAGGAACGGGUGUUAAUACAAUCAAAUUUCUUUAAUUCAAAAGUCAAAAAAAUGUGUACAGUAAUUUUGCCUAACAUGAAGACAGAUACAACAAGUAUGGAACAUGAAAGAAACUUUAAAGCUUUCCAUCCAGGCAACAAUUCAGACUUCAGUGCUGUUACCAAUUCUGUAUACAAUAACAAUCCUGACCCUUCAACUUCUCAAGCUAUAACAACUAACAUUUUGAGUGCCAAAGAAACAAAUAUAACUUCAGGCCAGUUGCGCACCUUUAUCAAUAACAGUGUAGCAGAAUCUUCAGAUCAUUUAAGAAUACAAAUAGAGGAAUGCACAAUUGAUAAAAUAUCUGAUAAAGUUUCCUCAGCAGAUGUGGCAGGAACAGGAGCCACUGUGCAAGGUGACACAGGAAUCCCAAAUGCAACUGAUUACUACCAUCUGAAGAAACACAAAGCUGCACUGGCUAUGGCCCAUUCUGGAAGUUCUCUUCCUCAUAACAAUGAGUCUGCAAGUCUCAAAAGUGAUAACAGUUCAGCAUCUCUACUUCCCAAAAAUACUGGAACAAUCGGUGUAUUUUGUAAAGUAAAUUCUGUCACCAAUGGCCAGAUUUCUCAAUCCAGUCAACCCAGUUUUCACACAAAAUUGAAAAAAGCUUGGUUAACUAGACAUUCGGAAGAAGACAAAAACACAUGUAAAAUUGAAAAUAGAGAAACUACGGGGAGCGAGGCAAAGGAGCCAAUUACAAUUAGUUCAUCAGCUUCCACAACAGAUGAUGUGGACAAGAAAGCUCACUCUGGUGGAGUGAAAACUGAGCAGGAUGAAAAAAAAACAAGAGGAACGAAAAGAACUUAUGAAUCUGGCUCUGAAAGCGAUGUAUCAGAUGAAGGUGAAAGUAAAUUGGAGCAUAGGGUCAAGCGUCAACCCAAGCCAACCUAUAAAAAGAGGCAAAAUGAUCUGCAAAGGCGAAAAACUGAAACAGAGAGGGAGGAGGUGGAAAUGAAACCCAAUGGUACUUUAUAUAAGAAUGCAAAGGAAAAGAAAAGUAAACUUCAGAGCAAUGGUUUACCACGUUCUGUCUUGAAAGACUGGAGAAAAGUUAAAAAGCUUAAGCAGACUGGAGAACCUUUCCUGCAAGACGACUCGUGCUCUGAAAUAGCCCCAAAUCUACAGAAGUGUAGGGAAUGUCGCAUGAUUCGUUAUCGGAAAAACGAGGAGUUCAGCCAGUCAGCUGUAUUCUGCAGAUUCUAUUACUUCCGCCGACUGGCAUUCAGUAAGAAUGCUGUACUAAGGACUGAUGGGUUUUCAACUCCAGACCAGUAUGAUGAUGAAGCAAUAAACUUGUGGCUGCCAAAAUACUCUGCAGAUCUGAAUUUGGACACAGAAUCUUCCAAGUACAUAUUGAGAAAUAUUGGAGAUACAUUUUGUCAAAUAGAGACAUCUGAGAAGACCGCUAUGACAUGGUUGAAACCAGAUGCCAAAUUAGCCUGGAAGAGAGCCGUAAAAGGAGUUCAGGAAAUGUGUGAUGCAUGUGAAGCCACAUUGUUUAAUGUCCAUUGGGUUUGCCAGAAAUGUGGAUUUGUGGUCUGUUUGGACUGUUAUGAAGCAAAGGAAAGAAAAGGUUCCAAAGCUGUUAAAGAAAUUUAUGUCUGGCUGAAGUGUGUCAAAGGUCAAGUUCAUGAUCCAAAAAGCCUGAUGCCAACACAGAUUAUUCCUGGCUCUGUUUUGACAGAUAUUGGAGAAUUACUGCAUUCUAUCAAUGACAGCUGGAAAAUUGCUGGAAGUUAUCCCUGCAGGGAGCAAAAUUUGCAGACUUCCAAACUCUCUACAACUAACGGAGUUUUGCAGUGUGUCCUAAAUCGCAGUGCAAUCAAGUCAGUGGCUAAGCAAUGUUCUGCAACAGAGAACUUGGAGACCGACAUCACUUUAAAAAGCUGUAGUGGAGACAUCACUGUGGACAAAAACAAAGAAUCGCUUGUAUCCAAGGUAGUGAAAGUAGAAUUAAACCAAAUUCACAAAACGGAGAACCAUAAAACUGCUGCUGUCGGCAAUGACCAGGGGUCAACCCUGCGGGAUUUACUUACUACAACAGCUGGCAAAUUGCGUUUAGGUUCAACUGAUGCUGGUAUUGCCUUUGCCCCAGUGUUUUCUGCAGAAACACCUACUGUCAGAGGUGCAAGAAGCAUGCCAAAUCUCUUGGAUGACAUAAUCGCAUCAGUUGUUGAAAAUAAAAUCCCAGCAAGUAAAACAGAGAAGUCACAUGGGAAAGAAGAAACAAACCAAAAUUUUCAAAAAGAAAUUAAAAGCCUAAGUUUAGACUCCAUCAGCAAAAAUCCUUCAGAAGUACCAUAUUCCUGGCUUUGUGAGGGAAAUGUAUUGUGGCUUCAUGAUCCUGGACACCCCAGCAAUUGUAAGAUAUUCAGAGAAUGCUGGCGACAAGAACAGCCUGUUCUUGUGUCUGGCGUGCACAAGAAACUAAAUUCUAACCUUUGGAAAUCUGAAAGCUUUAAUAAGGAAUUUGCUGACCAGAAAGCUGAUCUAAUUAACUGCAAGGAUGGCAGUAUAAUAUCCAGUGUAAAAAUGCAAAACUUUUGGGAUGGUUUUGAAGAUAUAACUAAACGGUUAAAGUCCAAGAGUGGGGAGUCUUUGUUACUGAAGCUCAAUGAUUGGCCUUCUGGUGAAGAUUUCAAAAACAUGAUGCCUUCUAGAUAUGAUGACUUUAUGAAAAAUUUACCACUGCCACAGUAUUGUAAUCCUGAAGGAAGUUUAAAUCUGGCAUCUCGACUACCAAGUUUCUUUAUCCAGCCAGAUUUGGGGCCGAAACUGUGUGGUGUUUAUGGACGGGCCACAGUGGAUGAACAUGGAACUACUAACCUCCAUCUAGAUGUUGCUGAUGUAGUCAAUGUCCUUGUCUAUACUGGAGUACCAGAAGAGAAUGGAAACAAUCACGGAGCAGCUAUCUUGAAACAAACUGAAGAAGAAAUUGAUGAAAACACAAAGAGUAGAUUGAAGAACAUUGAUGAGAUUCCAGGUGCCUUGUGGCAUAUCUUUUCAUCCAAAGAUACAAACAAAAUAAGGGAGUUUCUGCAAAAGGUUAAUGAGGAAUUGGGUCAGGAAUCUUCUGAACAUGAUCCACUCCAUGAUCAAGUCUGUUACCUGGACAAGAAACUACGCCAGAGACUCUAUAAAGAAUGUGGAAUACAGUGCAGGUCCAUCUUGCAGUUCUUGGGUGAUACACUCUUAAUACCGGCUGGGACACUGCGUCAGAUGCAGAGUAUUUAUAGUUGCAUUCAAGUUUCUGAAGACUUUGUGUCACCUGAACAUAUACAACACGCUUUUCAUCUGACACAUGAGCUAAGACACCAGUCAAGAGAUGAGAUAAACUAUGAGGAUAAACUACAGGCAGUCCCCGAGUUACGGAUGUCCGACUUGCGAACAGAGGAAGGAGAAUGCCGUCCGCCAUUUUAAGUCGGAUCGUGACGCCAUCCGCCAUUUUAAGUUGUUGCCAUUGACACUGUGUUGAUUGUCUAACUUUGUAUUUGGCUUAAAUUUUUCUUAGUAAGAUUCACCCUGGUUCCUGCCCCCCCCCCCCCCCCCCCCAUUCUGGUCUGCUGGUGGCGCAGUGAGAUCAGCGCCGGGUUGGAGAAUGGAGUUUCCCGAGUUCGAUCCAGUGAUAGACUGCUCCCGUGCCGGGUUGAUGUUGAUCCGGUGACUCCCGUACCAUCCGUGCUGUGUUGAUAUCGAGCUCGCAACUCGACCUUGUAAAAAAAACACUGCCACCUCCAGUUUUAAUUCCCACGUGGGGUAUUGUAGAUGAUCAAGUACCCAAACCCAGCACAGUCCCCACUUGUCCCAUUUGGCCUGUCUCAAUGCGGUGGUCCUUACGACCCAGCGGACCUCGGGAGCCAGCAAAGCUGGGGACCCGCCACCUGCAGUGUUUCUGUUCCAUUGACGGGAAGUGUUCACGAUUGAAAAUAAAGUGGAAAUAAUAAAGCAUUUGGAAAGAGGUGAAAUGCCAUCGGUCAUUGGAAAAGCAUUAGGCUACGAUCGGUCAACGAUGGGAACAAUUUUAAAGGAUAACGGAUAAAGUGAGAAUAAUGGAGCAUGUGAAAGGUGCUGCCCUAUUGAAAGUUACAAUUAUUACUAAGUAACGCAGUGGUUUAAUUAUUGGAAUACAUAUGUUUCUUAAGUUUUAUAUGCAUAGAAAGGUAAAAUAUAUACUAAGACAAACGUUUGACUAACUGAUGCUAAAUAAUACUGGAUGUACUUGUUCCGACUUCCGUACAAAUCCGACUUAAAGACAGUCUCAAGAAUGGAACUCGUACAUAACCCAGGGACUGCCUGUAUAUAAAAAAAAUCAUCAUUUUGUUGUUUUUAUACUUUAUUGAUAAAACUAAAGAUCCCAUUUGUCUUAACAGAGUACUAAUCUUGUUUUAUCCAUUUCAAAAAUCAGUGUCUGUAUGUGUUUCUACUAAUGCAUUUCCUUUUAAAUUUUUCAUUUUUUUUAUUACCUUUCCUCAUUCUUUGAACAAAAUGGAUCACUUCUCAGUAUGAAGUUUCAACUCCCCACAUGUACUCCAUAAACUUUAGAACUCUUAUUACUUACCUGUUUGUUACUGGAGAAAUUAAGCAGAACAGUCACUUGGACCUAAUGGCCAGUAUUCUUAUGUUCCAAAAUGAAAGUUCAAGUAAAAGUGGGUACAUUGACCAUCAAGAACUCUUUAGACUGUGAAAUAGCCAAGAAGAAUUGGUGGAGAUGGAAGUGCAAGCAGGGUAUCAUAGAUGGAGUGGCUUCUUUGGAAUUCUGAAUGGGUGGGGAAAUAUGUCUAGUGGUGGCAACACUUUGAAAGUGAAGUGAAUUACAGGAUGUGGAUACUGAUCAGGUGGAAGGUAAGGGUAGGGGGACGCCAAGGUAAGGACUAUAGGAAAUGAAGCAAGGAAUGUGAGAGCCAUAAGUUUUGGUGGAAAGGAAACAAUAGGAGAAACAUUUUGGAGGCAGUGGUAUCGAAGAUGUAUCAGAAUGGAUAAACUGGGAGAAGAAUGGUUACCUUUGAGAAAGCCACUGGGGUCCUUGGGCUUCUGUUGGAUAUUGUUUGCUAAUCUAUUCCAUGCAAUAGAGAUUGAGAGAAGAAGGGAAGGGAAGGUGUGAAAUGUAUCCAGCGAAAAAGGUAAAUAUUUAAUUUGUGCAUGAGGCAAGACAAUCAUAUCAAUCCUUCAACACACAAAAUGCUGGUGGAACACAGCAGGCCAGGCAGCAUCUAUAGGAGGAAGCACUGUCGAUGUUUCAGGCCAAGACCCUUCAUCUUUGAAAAAUGCAAAGGGCCCUUAGGCCAUCUUGAUGUGAGAUAAAGAUGUAGAGGGAUUGAACAUCCAAAGUGAAACUUAGCUGGAUAGCACCAAGAUCCUCACUUGUCUAUCAGUGAAACCAUCAGAGGAGUUACUGAUAGACAUGGAGAGAAACUGGACCAUGGGAAAAAGAAUAAAGGCAAGGGGGUGUGUGAGACAGGGAUAGACUGAAAUAUUGAAUGUCUUUGUUUAUUUUGCAAUGGUAACUAGAGCUUUCAGUUGCUUGCCAUUUUAAUUCACCCUCUCAUUCUCUCUCUGAUCUUGCCAUCUUUGGUUGUUCGCACUGUUCUGACAUGAGAGGAUAUUUCCUAUAGUGGGAGAUUGUAGGACCAGAGGUCACAUCCUCAGAAUAGACUGAUGUCCAUUUUAAACAGAUGAGGAAUUUCUUUAUCCAGAGCGUGGUGAAUCUAUGGAAUUUGUUGCCACAUGCAGUUGUGGAAGCCAAGUCAUUGAAUUUAUUUAAGGUGGAGGUUGAUAGGAUCUUGAUUAGUCAGGCCAUGAAAGGUUACAGGGAGAAGGCAGGAGAAUGGGGUUGACAGGGAAAAUGGGUCAGCCAUGAUGAAAUGGUAGAACAGCCUCAAUGAGCCAAAUGACCUAAUUCCACUCCUAUGUCUCAUGGUCUUAAAAGACAAACACAGCUCUGAGACCCAACCAAUCCACCCUUCUGACCGGCACAUUACUUCCCUCAGGACGACUUUAAAUUCAACAUUUUCAGAUAUGUAGCCUUUCCAGUUUACGUCAGGACUGGCUGUGACUUCAAUUAUUAACUGUAUUUCUCUUUCUGCGUUGCCUGACAUGGCCAGCUUUUCUGGCCUCUGUUGUUUUUAUUUUGGAUCUACAAUGUUUUCUGUUUGGCAUGUCCAUUUUGUAACUCUCAUUUCCAGUUGUGAUUUUUUUCCUCGUCAUUCUCUGCUUCUAUUUGUCUCCUUUUUGCAUCUCAAGGCAGAUACCUGUAGUUAAUCAACUUUCAGCUAUCAUCUUCACAACUUGUCAAAGUUCAAGUAAAUUUAUUAUUGAAGUAUGUAUGUUCAGUGGCCACUUUGUUAGGUGCAGGAUUGGAACCCAGUAUGGUCUACUGCUUCUGUAACCCUGUCCACUUCAGGUUUCGACGUGUUGUGCAUUCAGAGUUGCUAGUCUGCACACCACUGUUGUAAAGCAUGGUUAAUUAAGUUACUGUCACCUUCCUUUCAGUUUUAACUAGUAUGGCUAUUCUAUCUCAUUAAAAAAGUGUUUUGCCCACAGAACUGGAUUUAUUUUUUGUUUUUCAAAUAAUUCCCUGUUAACUUCAGAGAAUUGUGAGUGAAAAUCCAAGGAGAUCAACAGUUUUUGAAAUACUCGACUAAUGCUCAAACUCUGGCACAAUCAUUCCACAGUCAAUAUGACAGAUCGCAUUUCUUCUGCAUUCUGAUGUUUAGUCUGAACAACUGAACCUUUUGACUAUGUCUACAUACUUCUAUGCCACAUGAUUGAUUGCUAUUUGCGUUAAUGAAAAGGUGUACAAGUGUACCUAAUGAAGUGACACUGAGUGUAUACUAUCUUUAGAUUCAUUUUCUUGAAGGCAAUUACAGAAAAAAUAAAUACAAUAGACUUUUACAUAAAGCUAUACAUAAACAAAACUAACAAUGUGCAGAAGAAGACAAAGUGCAGGGGAACAAAUAAUACUGAAAUCAUGUUGUAAAGAGUCCUUGAAAGUGAGUCUGUAGGUUGUGGAACCAGUUCAGAGUAGCUGUGAUUGAAGUUAUCCAUGCUGGUUCAGGCGUCGGAUGGUUGAAGGAUAAUAAUUGCUUCUGAACCUGGUUAUGUGCACCUUCUGCCCGAUGGUAGAAUGUACUGUGAUGGACUGGAUGGUAUCCACCACUUUCUGUAGACUUUCCAUUCCUGGGCAUUGGUGUUUCCAUAUAAGGCCCUGAUACAACCAGUUAGGAUACUCUCCACUUUUCACAUAGAAGUUUGUCAAAGGUUUUGAUGACAUGCUGAAUCUAUACAAAAUUCAAAGAAAGUAGAGGCACUGUCCUGACUUCUUUGUGAUGACACUUGUGAUUCCCUGCAUAUGUUAACGCCAAGGAAUUUAAAACUACUGACCCUCUCCACCUCCGUUCACCUAAUAAUGACUGGCUGAUGGGCCUCCAGCUGCUUCCUCUUGUAAUUGUUAAUCAUCCCUUUGGUUUUUCUGAUGUUGAGUGAGAGUCAUUUAGGGUUUCAGUUUUCACUCCAACCUGUUGAGUAUUUUUAGUAUUUCCUGUUU